Planococcus citri (citrus mealybug) is the source of this 8726-nucleotide messenger RNA. Its product is annotated as homeobox protein engrailed-1-like. Gene Ontology annotation, biological process: regulation of transcription by RNA polymerase II; multicellular organism development; neuron differentiation. The record is from RefSeq and is a predicted model, not a curated record. The transcript has 3 exons. Bases 1929 to 3671 code for a protein of 580 amino acids. Gene Ontology annotation, cellular component: nucleus. Lineage: Eukaryota; Metazoa; Arthropoda; Insecta; Hemiptera; Pseudococcidae. Gene Ontology annotation, molecular function: DNA-binding transcription factor activity, RNA polymerase II-specific; RNA polymerase II cis-regulatory region sequence-specific DNA binding.
ACGUAGCUAUAAAAAAUUUAAUCAUCUUGUGCGCGAAUGUGGCGAAACGAAACCCGGAUCGAGCUAAUCGUCGAACGCGUUUAAAUCACUUAAUUAACUCGAUAGUCGAUACCUUCUCGUCGAGAGGAGAGAGACAGAGAACGCCGUAUAGCAGCAGAUAUGAAGAUAUACCUUUAUAAAGUAACCAAUUAGCGCGACUUUAUUCUAUACGUACCUAUAUAUUUUUAGAUAGAAGUAAGAGUAGGUACCUGAGAGGAGACAUGAAGAGAGUAUACGAUCACCGUACGAGGAUGGUUUAACGAGAACGAGAAAUAUGGUCGCAUAAAGAACGGAACAAGAGUUGGUAACACUGUAAACCAGGUCUUCUUUAUGGAACGUGGUGGUAGUGCGGUGUUGGACGAACCGCCGCGCCGCUUGUAAACCGUGGAAAGAUGGAAUGGAGAAGCCUAUGAGUCGGACUUGGCGGUGGCGGUGUUGCGAGUUGAGCCGAGAGAUAGAUGAGAAUAGGCGUGGCUAAAAUUCUUUAAAAAUCAUGUCGAGAAAAACCCACACUACGCGGGAUAAUGAUUACGUUAAUAUAGAUAGUAAAGCUUUGGUAAGAUGUCUUUGGGUGAUAACUGGCUGGGUGUACCGAGCGCAGGGUGAAGGUGGCGGUGUCGAGGAAAAGGACUACCACGACGGCGGUGGCGGCGACGGCGGCGGUGGUGGUGGUCCGGGAAAGGCGAAAAAAAAAGACGACGACAGAACCGCAGUGUACGGUACGUAUGGUACAACUCGCUCAUAUGCCGAUGUCGCUAGUGCGAGCUGUCAGCUCAGAAUCCGCGCGCUGAUUUUUUCCGGCGUCGUUGAUUGAUACAUUAAAGAUCCUUCUUCGUUGAGCGCUGCUCUAUAGAGAUACCUAUACGACGUACUUAGUCGGUGGGUGCUACAGAUGUGUGUGCGUGUAAUGUGUAUUACGUCGUCGUAGUAUUGUGUACCGUAUCGCUAAAUAUGCUUACUUGCCAGUGCUAACUCAGCUAAUUACUAGAAUUGCAGUGCCGCUGUGUUUACGGUUUUUUAUGAUAUUUAUAAUACGUUUAUGCGGGUUUAUUGCUGGUGUUGUUUUCGCACGAGUACUUACUUAUUGACGUUUUGUUUCGAAAACGAUUUCUUAUUAUUGGCUGCUGCGAGUUGAUUCGAAUUUGCAUUCGUUGGUGAUCGUGAUUUGUUAUCUACUUGAUCCGGCUGCUAGGAAUUUGUCCAGUAUUAUAGGAAAUAGAAUAUCCGAAUUCGACGAAAGGUUUUUAGGAGCUCGAGAAAAAGGCAUUACCUAUACGGUAGAAUUGCGAGAAAAAAACGUGUAAGUAAAUGCACGUGGAAUUGCGGUUGCAUCGAAAGAGAAACGAUUUUUAAAAGACUACGUCAGUACCUUUUAGAAAGAAGAAGAAAAAAAAAACAUACUCCAGCGCAAAAGAGAAGUGAAAAAAGAAAGAUACAAGAGGGAAAAAAAGGAGAAUAAGCGGAGAAAAAAAAACUACAAACUUGUUUAGCACGGAAGAUAACUCAGUGGAAUACUGUUUAUACUUCUUUAAUAGCGUUCGCCACUAACGUGAUUCAAGUUAAUUUUUAGCGAGGUUAUCGACGUGUGUGGUCCGCAGACCGCGGCUGCAAUUCAACUCUUCUGUGUGGAAGACGAAGGUGAAAGACGAAGAGAGAAAGAUCGUACAAAAAAAAGAGAAAAAAAAAUACGAACGCAACGAGAUAAAAUUCCGUCAAACGAUUCUAAUGUAAUUACAAUCCGGAAUAAAUAAUGACUAUUCGCAAUCCUUUGGAACUUUAUCAAUUUUUCGAGACCAACAAGCUUGGGCGUAUGUUUUUUCGGUAGUUUAAGCGGGAAAAUUAGGCUACAGAGAUAGUCAAACGAGUGAGAAAUUCUUAAUACGACGCGAAUGGCUUUAGAAACGGAAAGGUGUAGUCCGCAGAACGCCUCUAGUCCCGGACCGAACGAAGUGACUCAGAAUCCGGGCACGAACGGAGGUAGCUGUUCUGGAAUUAAUUACGCGGAUAAUUCGAAUAUUUCGUCGACGAAUACUACUACGGCGGCGGCCAGCGCUGGAUCGGAAAUUAAAUCAAAAUCGGCGUUUCACCAGAUCGCCUUGUUAACGCAGAAGUAUACCGAACCCGAUAAAGAUUACGCCGAUUUCAACGGUAUUAAAAGCGCCGGCGACAAUGUUUUCCAAAACAAACCGUUGAGUAUUUGCUCGCCGUUGCAGAGUCGCGGCGUUCGAGAGUGCAGAGACUCGUCGGAUCGAUAUUCAACUAGUCCGGAACACGAACGCGUUAACGAAAGUGAUUACGCGUUCAAAAUGUCACCUCAUGCUCACGCUCACGCUCACAUGCAGCAAGAUUAUUCCAAAGAUGAUAUCAAAUUACGUACGACUAAAUUUAACGGAGCCGGUGGCGGUAUCGCCAUCAAAGAGUCAGAAAUGUUACAGAAUCUGUCGUCGUCGUACCCGUGCCACGUGAAUAAAUUCAAUCCGGAGUUUUAUAUUUCGCAAAUACAAAACUUUUCCGGACUGCCGUUUAAUCCAUUCGUGGGUGUUUUUCCGGCAGCAGCGGCCGCUGCGGCGACUAGGUUACCAUUAAAAAUGCAGCUAUAUAAUACGCCUAAUUUUAGCCUACCUAACGACUACAUGUUAGGGCUACAAAAUGCCAAAAUAAUGUGCGAAGUGUUACAAAUGCAGAAUUUAGGUUUCGAUGGUAGGACGCGCGUCCCUAAAGAAGCCGAAUUGAACGGCUCCGUUAAUGGUAACCUGCCGCCGGAUGAUAGUCCUAGACCUAUGUACUCGUCGGCGAAUUCGGACCUUUGUACUAUAUCGAGGCCGGAUAGCCCUUGCAGCUCGGUCAACUCAUCGAGCCGAUAUUAUGGCAAAAAUUGUUGCUGUUCGCCAUCGUCAACGAAAGGCGCUCCUAGUCGAUCUCCUAGUCCAAAUCAAAUAGCUCCUUGCGCUCCGUUACCGUUCUCCGUCGAUAACAUCCUGAAACCGGAGUUUGGUAAAACUGCCGCCGUCGUCUCUGUCGUACCUACGCCGCCGCCGGUGAAAAAAGGCCCCGGCAAACGUUCCGCAUCGCCGGUCCAACGUAAGAGCAAGCCGCCCAAAGAAAUCAAAUUGGAUGAAACUCCGGUUAUCACCAAGACAGAUUCGAUGUCACCGAGGACUAUCGACUUCGAUGAUCAUUCCAACGAUAAAUUAACCGACGACUCGUCGGAUAAGGAUGCCAAUGGUAAACCGUGGCCCGCUUGGGUGUAUUGUACCAGAUACUCGGAUCGACCUUCUUCGGGUCCCAGAUCGAGGCGGAUGAAAAGAAAGGAGAAAAAGUCGGAGGAAAAAAGACCCAGAACAGCGUUCAGCGGUGACCAGCUUAGUAGACUGAAGAAAGAAUUUGCUCUGAAUCGUUACCUCAAUGAGGCGAGAAGACAAGAAUUGGCCAACGAGCUAGGCCUAAACGAAGCUCAAAUUAAGAUAUGGUUUCAAAACAAGCGAGCCAAAAUCAAGAAAGCUAGCGGUAUCAAAAAUGCGUUGGCUAUACAGCUCGAGCAACAAGGACUGUAUAAUCAUAGUACGGUGGCGUUGUCCGACGACGAAGAGGAUUAUAAUCCCGCCCCUAAUACCGCAUUACCAGGCAAUUAAAUCUCUUUUUGGCCUGUUUGCCGGAUGGCCAAUGUGGUCUAGCCAUAGCCAUAGCCUACAAUAGCUAAAGCAGUAAACGUAUGUUUUAACUUACAAGUCAUUUUGUUACCUAGCUAGAUUUAUAAUUAUUAUUUAUAUGUUAAUAUGUAAUAUUAUUUUCAAUUCGUUGAAUUUAUAUGUGGUUAAAAAAUUAUGAAAAUUGGUGCAUAGUACCGUAUAGGUAGCGUAUAUUUAAGCCCUAGUGCUGAAAAAACCCCACAAUUUUGUAGAAAUAUUUUGCGAGGUGCUCUUCGCAUUCGAAUGUGUUUGUAAAAGUGUAGCGGUUCUUAUUGACUUUUUUUUCUCGAUUUGGCGAUUUGAAAACCUGAACUGAAUUUAAUGCCUCAAAGGUUUGGUUUCCAAAGAAGUGAAACUUGUAUUCCUAUUUUUUUCUCAGGAAACUCGCUCGAUUUCAGCUGUCUCAGACUAUUAGUUAUUAUUGAGUUCGAUGAAUCAGCUGUUCAAUUAACUAUAGGCUAGUACGUAUUUACUACUACACGUUCUUUUCAGCGUUACGGUUUCAAAAGCCCUGCAUUUUAUCAAAAUUGUCGAGGUCUCUCUUUCUGCUGAAAAUAUUUUUUAAAAACUCUUCUUUUGUAAACAUUUUCAAAAGUGCAGUUUCUAGCCAAAAGUAUUGUCACUUUUUUUUGGCAAAAAAUUCAAAAAUGUUUCUCUUUUUUUCAAAAGUUACCAAAAAAAUUUGUUUUUUUUUUGUCAGAAAUCAUCAAACAUUUUAUUCUCCCUCUCAAGUCAUGUUUCUUACACAAAAUUAUCUACAAAAAAUUCCAAGGAGCUUCACUUUUUUCCCAAUAAUUGUUCAUUUCGCUUUUUACCAGGAAUUGAGGAACUCGUUGCAAAAAUGAAAAUAAAAAUAAAAAACAAGCAAGACAAAAAACCACUGUAAAGUCCUGAUGAAUUAGUAUGGUUUAUUCAAAGUGAUUUUUUCAUUAACUUGAGUAAUUCCUGUUACUUACUUUCAGCAAAACUUUUAGAGGACUAUCAUAUUGAUGCAUCCAUACAAUGCAGUGGAGAAAAGAACCUCCCCAAUUUUUUUUCAAAAGUGACAAAGGCUAUUUUUGCAAUGAGCUCCUCAAUUGCGAACAAUUCUCACUUUUUUGGCAAAUAUUGACAAAGUCUCUCUUCAUAAAGAAAUUUGCCAACGUCUACAGGGUGCCCAGAAAUAUCGUGAACCCCUAAACAAAGUUCUCUGCCAAAUAUUUCGGUUGGUCACAGUGAAUGAUAAUAAUGAUAGCAUGUGAUUGGAUUUGGUUGUUAGACUGAGAUGAUAACAUUCCACCAAUCAUAUGCAUCUAUUUCAAGUUGCCAACCUAUAUUUUUAAUAAAAAACUUUCUUUGGGGUUCAAGAUAUUUCUGGGCCCCCGUAGAUCAAGUUUCAUUACUUAUCUAUUGAAUUUUAAUUGGUAUUUUUUUUUUACAUUAAUAAUUCAUUUACAUACUUAAUCAAAAUGCUCUCUUUUUCGGAUUUUUUUAUGCAUGGGAUGUUUUUUUCGAGUUUUGUAAAUUUUUUGGUUAGUCCUAUACUUUUUCGAAUUUUUUUUUGGUUACUGAAGUGAUUUUUUUGGAAAAAUGUUGAGUACGAGCCCUGAAAUAAGUAUGAGUUUAAAAAAUUUCAAACUGUUCUCCAGAAUUUGAAAAGUCAAUUUAACCACUGAAAUUAUGUUUGUUUGAAGUUUUGAAAAACUCUCCUAUUUUUUCAUAUAAAAUUGAGAUCUUGUUGGAAUCAAAUUUUCAAAAAAAAGUUGAAAAUAUUGGCAACGAAAAUCGGAAAAUUUUAUAAUCUUGGUAACUGCAGUGAAAUUUUUUAAGAAAUUUGAAAAGUCAAAAAUCGGUAAAUUUUGUUUUAUGAUUUGGACCAAAUUUCUCCAGAAUUUUGAAGAAUCGUGCAAAUGUUUUGAAAAAAAAAGUUGAACGUUGAAUGAAUUUCAAAUGUUGAAUUUGUUAAAUUUAUGAAUUUAAAAAUCAAAGCUUCUGCCUCUAAGCUAAAGUAUCUACUUCGCUCAGUUUCGAGUUUGCUUUUCUCAUUCAAAAUUGAAAUUUUUAAAAAGCUGUCAUUGCAAUUUUGAAAAUAUUAAAUAGUACAAGAAAAUGAACUUCUUGUAUAUUAAAAUCGUUGUUUUUUUACUUCUCAAGAUACGAAUUUUCAAAAGCUUUUGCCCUCACUUUGCUCGGGCUUGUUCGCUUUUCUUUUUAAAAUUUGGAAUUUCUAAAAAGUAAAACUUUGUAUCUAAAAAAUAAUCUCAAACAAAAUUAUUGACUUAUUUUACUUCUCAAAAUAACUUUACUUUCUCACAGCUGAAAUUUCUACAAAAAAAAAACAUUCUGUAAUUUUGUAGCCAAAAACAAUUCUCACAUAAACAAAAUAUAUUUUUUUACUUCUUUGAAUACGAAUUUUUGAAAGUUUUUUCCGGCGCUUCGCUCGAGUAAAUUUGUCUCUUUCUUCCAAAAUGAAACUCCAAAAAUUUUAAACGGAAAUUACUGGAAUAGGUACUUAAAUUUGAAGAUUGUUAAUGAAAAAGUAGGGGUACCUACUAAUAAAUAUUAGGUACCUACCUAUUGACUGAAUGGUUUUUUGCAAUAAAACUUGUCUUGCCUUACGAUUAACAUAAGAAGAAUCAUUUUUAAAAAGUUGGUACAUGCCUUUUUAAAAAAAUACAAGUGUAAUCGCAAGGGCUUCUUCUCUUUUCAUUCAAGUUGUACUGGAUAGUGGUUUUUAAAAAAUUAUUUAUUUUCAUUGUUAGGUAAGUGAGAAUUUGUUUUACUGAUAUCGAAGUUGGGCGUUAAAUUACUAAUUAGUAUUUAUUUUCGUUACUGUAGCGUGUAGCCUAAUCAGAAUCUAAUCUUGAAGCUGAUAAUUUCUAUCUCACCUCGAUUCAUCACUACUAUGUAGUAUGUACUUACUGGUCUUAUCUUCCACUUAUCGUCUUCCUUUAGCUGUUGAGUAAAAUUAUUCGUGUAAACUCUAGCGUAUUAUUAGCCUUACACUGCACUCUGCAGCAUACACAGUUGAAGAAAACUGGCUGCUAAAAUAAAUCAACGAAACAAAUUCAAUGAAGAAAUUUAUUGUUGUCAAAAAUUAAUUGUUUUUUUUUCUCUCUCCUUCUCUAAACCGUCCAAGAGUAAUAGUACUAUAGGAACGUGUGUUUUACGUAACAGCGCCUUCAGCUCGGCAUUACUUCGAACGAACAACAUUGUUUCAAUGUUUUUAUAGUUGUAUAAGCGUUUCCAAUAUGGCGUAACGUGAACUUUGCUCCUUAUAUCGUACAUAACCGGUCUCCGUAUUAAAUUUAAUGUUAAUACAAUCGUUGGCAUUGAUAAGAAAUUUAAUAGUAAGAAACAAUUUUCUCGAUAAAUUGAUACCUCGUUAACGUUCUAUUCAAUAAUAAUAAUAAUAAUAAUAAUACCUCUCAAGUUGAACAGUUGAACGAACGUAAAAAAAAAAUACCUACCUAAACCUAAACCUAUUCCGGUGAAAAAAUUUACUGUAGAUUUACUAGGUAGUAAGUAAGUAACAAUGUCGGUAGCUUUAACAACGAAUGCGUAAAUAAGGCGGAAUAAUUUUUACUAUCCCUUUACACGCAUCUUUUCAGAGUUAUUAUUACGUCAUUGAAGGUAUUAUUUAAAAUGACGUUUUAAUGCAACAAAAUGUACAUAGAUACGAUUUAAAACACGACGACCGACGUUUUUCUUCGCGGCAUUAAAAUUCAUUGCCAAAACGAAAAACCCGCAAUCGCGAUUUCAUUAUCAAAACGUCGGAGUAGACAGGUUUUAAUGAAAACUUUAACGACGAAACAGAAGCUAAACCUGCAAUGAAUUAUAUAUUUAAAGCCUUUUGUAGUAAUUAAAUAAACUUAUUAGAAUUUUUAAAUGUAGUUUUAUGAGACUGAUUAAACGUAAUUAUCGUGUACAUAAGUGAUUAAGUGUUUAUGAUUAAGUAGGCUGUAACAUGAAACGUUUCCGCUUACAUGCUUUUUUCAUACUUGCUUGAAUUCUAUACUUAUGAAAAUGCAACAAUUCUAAACAAUCGUUGCCGAUUAAGUUUUAUGAUAUGUGGGUAUAUAAAUUCUUUUUCGUUACGAUGAUUCGGAAAAUGGAUCCGUACAUUGUUGCUCGCUCAUCAUUGUUCACCCUAAGGUAGAACAAAGCAAUUGUGAACCAUCAAAUAUGGGUAUUUUUUUAAAUCAUUGCGACGGUGUGAAAAUUAGGCCUACUGUACACGACUCGAGACUAUAUAGAGGUGAGAAAUCGCAAAUUUGUCGUUUAUGUUUUUUAUUUAGCGUUCAUUACGUGUAAUCUUUAUUUGCAAGUGUUCUUUUUAGCCGAUCUCAUUGAUUUUAAGAAUUUUUUAUAAGCCAUUUCGUAAUUAGAUUCGAAUUAUUGAGCCUAUACUCGAAUGUUUAUUUCUUUGAAUUUGUGCUUUCACCUCAUCUAACGUAAUCCUAUACCUACACGUGAUACCUCUAUCGUACAAUUAACAUUUCAUGAGAACAAAUUACAACAGAAGGAAGUACCUACUAUGCGAAAUAAUUAUUGUUAUUUUAAUUUUCAACUACGAAUGAGUACUUUGUUAAACAGGUAUCAUGUGAAAAGCAAAUUAUUCUCAAAAUGUUGUUUGCAUUUAAAUAUCAAUAUUUUUAUUCGACGAAAUGUCAUCUUAAUUACUAUUUUUGAAUUAAGUUUUCAGUAUUUUUUAUAACUUAUGUGUAUCUAUGCUAUACAUGUUAGGAUUUGCUGCCAUUGAAUGUCAUUCGUAUGUGUUUUAGUUUUCCUCUUGGAAGUAUCUAUGUUAAUUGUAAAAAUGUUUAAUGUUCGUUGUUUGUUUUAAUUUUUUUUUUUUUUUAAAAUCGAAGAUGAAUUAAUGAAGUGCAAUAUAAGACGUAUGCGUAGAUUUUAGAAGUGUAGUAACUGUAUUCAUUUAUAAGCACUUUGUGUAUAUUGUAAAGGUAUUUUUCUUUUCUGUAUGUAGUGUUCGAAUAAAAUAUUUAUUUAUUUUUUGUC